CCCAACGCCAUCUGUCGAUGUCAUUGCAAAGUCUAUUGCGAAAGGUUUUUACGCGUUCUGUUAUAUCUGGAAAAUCUAUUUGUUUUAUUUAUAGGUUGACAGCAGAUACGACACCUCAACUCACAGUUUCUACGGGGAUGUUUUAUUUAUCUUGUAUAAUAACGUGUUCUGUGAAGUGAAAAUGCCACCUAAGCAAAGGAAAAUUGCCAUAAUGGGCUAUAGAUCAGUGGGAAAGUCAUCACUGAGCAUUCAGUUCGUUGAAGGACAAUUUGUGGACUCAUAUGAUCCUACAAUAGAAAAUACAUUUACAAAGUCUACUCGAGUUAACAGUCAAGAAUAUGAAUUGAAGCUUGUUGAUACAGCUGGGCAAGAUGAAUAUUCGAUAUUUCCAGCUCAGUACUCAAUGGAUAUACAUGGUUAUGUCCUGGUCUAUUCAAUUACUUCAUCAAAGUCAUUUGAAGUUGUACAGAUAAUAUAUGACAAAUUGCUUGACAUGACAGGGAAGGUUCAUGUACCAAUUGUUCUGGUGGGCAACAAAACAGAUCUCCAUAUGGAACGGAUGAUCAGCAGUGAGGAAGGAAAGCGAUUAGCAGACUCCUGGAAAGCAGCUUUUCUUGAGACAUCUGCUAAACAGAAUGAGUCUGUGGCAGACAUCUUUCAUACAGCAUUACUUGAGAUUGAAAAAGCAAAUGGUGAUGUCCAAGAGAAAAGCAAUUGUGUCAUUUCAUGAGCAGAAACACACAACCUGCUGGCUAGGAUGUAAGCAUGAGCAAGCUACACUUCCACAUAAAUUAAUCAGAUGGCAGUAUAAGAAAUAAUAGUGGGGUCAUUUUAUGUGAUUUGUUACAGAAGUAUGCCCGAAAUUGAUGCCCCUAACUGUAUCCAUUUAGUCUUAUGUACAUAAGUGAAUCUAGAAGUAUCUGGCAUUUGUCAUUAACUACAUCAUAGCAUCAAAAAUAUGAUUUCUCAAAGUAGACAAUCUGCUUUUUGCAUUAGGUAAAGCUGCUUUGCACACCUAAGGGAAUGCUGUUUUAUAAAACAGAAACUAUUAACACCAAAUAGGAAUGUGUUUUUCAAAGCUUUUGAGAGAUUAAGCUAAUAUGAAAAGUAUUUACAUAUAUGAAUUGGUACAGAAUAUGCAAAACAAAAAUUUUAAAUUGUUAUUAUCUCAUGAUUUUUAUGUAUUCAUUGACUCUUUCUGGAUACUUAUUUUCACACUGUAAGCUUAUUCAUUUAUAUAAUUUGGAAGCUGUUUAAGCUUAAUUUACAUUAGUUACAAGUAAAUAGUAAAGUAUCUGUACCUGUGAGGAUGGGUUUAGAACAGAAAUGACUGAUAUACACCUUAAUAAUUGUAUCAUACUGAAGUAUUAUUUAUCCUAUAUAACACACUUCAUAAUUUUUUGGGGGAAGAAACAGUUGGAAAGAAUACAUAAUAAGGAAAAUAGGCUUAUAUUAACAGUGAUUACCAUAUUAUGAGUUUGUAUUUUAAAUAUGUUUAUGGUUAUUGUAUAUAAUCCUGUAUGUAAAGUGGUAGCGUUUAUUUUGAAAUUAGUUUGAUUUCAAAAUACCUGGCUUUGUGAAUAUGUAUGUAUGAAUGGGAUUGAAAAUUGUAAUACAGCAUAAUCUUUCUUUUCUAGUGAUUUGGUUUAUUUUUAGCAUUCAAAUACACAACAUUGUUAGCACUAGAUGUAACCAUAGUGCCGCAUGGGGAAGUAUAUUUUGCAUAUAUAUAGUACAGAAAUGUGGUUCUGCUAGCAUGUCUACAGCUUACUUCUACUUGUGAGCACAGAUUGUGUUGUACAAUAAAGAAUAUAAACCAAUAAGA
Zootermopsis nevadensis is the source of this 1825-nucleotide messenger RNA. It is a transcript of the gene Rheb, whose product is annotated as Ras homolog enriched in brain. NCBI's taxonomy places the organism in Eukaryota, Metazoa, Arthropoda, Insecta, Blattodea, Termopsidae. Gene Ontology annotation, biological process: signal transduction. Gene Ontology annotation, cellular component: membrane. The record is from RefSeq and is a predicted model, not a curated record. Gene Ontology annotation, molecular function: GTP binding; GTPase activity.